AUGGCAGGACUCUUCACUUACGCUAUCGGCGGCGGCGGAUUGUUCCUCAUCGGCGCUUCUGAAUCCAUAAUCUCAACCUCCGAAACCCUAGAGCAAAUAUCUCAAAUGUCAUCUCUCUCAUCACCCGCGCUUCCAUCAUCAACUACUCGAUCGAAAUCGAGCUCUUUCGUUACAUCGUUAAUCUUCUUCACGAUCUCUCUCGUUUCCUUCUUAUUCAUCUUAAAUUCGUUAAUUUCUAUAAUCGAUGGUAUAAAAUCAAAAGAUCAAACGGGCGUUGUUCUUCAAUUGGAGGUAAUAUCAAUUUCCGCUUUGUUCUUUCUCUUCUCUGUUUUAGGUAUAUUAACAAAUCUUAGAAAUUCAUUCCAAUUCCCAUCAUCAAUCCUCAACGUUCUCUGUCUGUUUGGUUUCGUCGAAGAAUUCUUUCUGUUUUACAUCCAGAAGAAAGAUCCAGAUGGGAUCGAGAAUCGUUACUAUGAUCUACUCCUUGUUCCAAUCUGUAUCUGUAUCGUCUCCACACUUCUCGAACUCAGAACCCCAAAAUCAAACUAUUCUAGGUUAGGGCGAGGAGUUGGUUUGGUUCUGCAAGGGAUGUGGUUUGUUCAAAUGGGGAUUUCGUUCUAUUCGAGCUCCAUCACAAAUGGUUGCUUCAUGCGUGAAAAGAGUAGAGGAAAUUUUACAAUCAGAUGUAAAGGACACCCUGAGUUUCAUAGAGCUAGAGCCAUUGCUACCCUGCAAUUCAAUUGUCAUCUUGCACUUCUUGUGUGUUUCGUUGCUGGAGUUUAUAGUUUACUUAGCAGAAAACAUGGCGUGAGCAAUGAAUCAAUGCAAUAUAAACCACUCGGAGCUGAGAUGCUGCAUCUGGAUCAUGCUCAGUUUACUUUGGAUAGUGAAGACGAUGAAGAUGAUAAUCUUAAAGAUGAUGGAAAAGUGUUAGUCGAGAAGAAGCUUGAUUUAGUGCAAGAAAGAACAGCCAAUGGCUAUGGUUCUCACCCUUGA
This is a messenger RNA of Lactuca virosa, 996 nucleotides long. The record is from the annotation of a GenBank genome assembly. Lineage: Eukaryota; Viridiplantae; Streptophyta; Magnoliopsida; Asterales; Asteraceae.